UUCUAUGUUAUAUCUGUGUGAUUAACUUGUCUUUGCUCUAUGUUUCGCGUCUAGUCGGAACUCGCGCGUAGUGUCUGAAGAUCAUACCUCUUGCCUGCACGCCGAGGCCUACUAUUUCCAAACGCAUUUCCUUUUGUAAAGUGUUAUUUACAAAUGAAAAUAUCUGAUUUUGAUAGGAUUUUUUUAAUAAGUGAAACCAUAAAGAAGUGGAAAUUGUAUAACAAUGUUCAGAAAUAUAAUUAGGAUUUUUAUGAAAUUAGGUAGCCAGAUAAACAAAGGAUGUUGAACCAGGCGCGAUGGUUGAUGCUGGUGAUAGCCGCGCUUACGCUUCAGUCGCGAGGAGAAGGAGGGAUAAGAUUGCCAGACCAACCCCCACAGGAGGAAGGCAGGUCAUUGCACUUUGAUGACAAUGGACGAUCGCCGCAAGCACAGGGCCGUGGCCUUCUAGACUGGAUAGGCCUUGGAGAAGACCAAGACCCUUACAUUCAGAAGGCGACACAGCAAUGUAUAAGCGGGGAUCUUGCUGACUGUUUCAAGGCGCAAGCGUUGAAAUCGUUCGAUGAUUUUUUCGAUAAACAAGCUUACCAGUUGUCAGAGAAUGCAGUACUAGUGAAAGUGGAGUCCCAGGCCAGAGCGCUUGCUCACGAGCCUCCAGAAUUCGGCUCUCAGCCCCGCAGCGAUGACUCCGACUGGGACGGCCUAGUUAAAUAUGGAUUGAGAAAAAUUGAAAGAUUUCUACGUUCAUCCGCAUUGGAAAUGCAGCUCGACAAUGAAGUGACGUCUGGUGGAGUUAUCGCGCCACGGUUCAUUGACGAGAUCGCCGACGAAGUAGAUAUCAUUGAAGACAAAAAAGCGCCUCCAUUCCGUCGUCAUAAGCUAAAGAAGCUAAUAAUCCCAAUGCUGUUGAUCUUGAAGCUGUUCAAGCUGAAGCUGCUUCUCUUCCUGCCUCUUAUCUUGGGACUGGCCAGCUUCAAGAAGUUCCUUGGUUUUAUGGCUCUAAUUAUUCCAGGCGUUAUCGGCUACUUCAAGUUCUGCAAACCUAACCUGACUUCACCGUUUUCAUCGAACCAUUUCUCGGCUCCUCAGUACUCUCCUGCUGGCAUUGGCCUUGGGCCAUACAGAGAGCCUCAGUACAGUCAUUAUGAUACCUAUGCUGGACACAAAUAUGGUCAACCUUCGGGAGGUGUACUAUUCCGAGAGCACGAAGGAAACCCACAGGAUUUAGCGUACCAAGGAUGGGAAUACAGGAAUAAGAAAGGACCAGAUGACAUUAAGGCUGAAGAUGCAUAAUUCUAAGCUGUUACGUAUUAGGGAAUUUAACAGAAGUUUUGUAAAAAUAUAAUUAAAUACCGCGCAUUUUUUAAAAAAACAAGAUCGUAUUACGUGAAAUAUAUUAAAUUUAAUUUUGCUUGUGGCACACUGCUUCCUAAGUAAAAUUAUUGUCUUGGAAUUAUACGCCCUCAUUCAUAAUACAUCUCUAUAUUUUCACAUCUUUUAAAGAGCCAAUCUGUCUCUUUUCGUCAAAGCAUAAAUUGGGCAGAAAGAAACGAACAAAAGUUAGUUAAGAGUAAUAGUUAUAAUUUUAUUUUUUUUUACUUUUAAAUUGCUUUGAUGAAGUACCAAAUUCCGUAUUAAUAAUUAUUAAUGUAUUUAGACACAAUCAUGUAUGUCGUGGUUAUAAAUAUGUUGCUUCAUUGUUACGUAGCAAAUGAAAAUAACGUGACGACGAAAAUUUUCUGUAUUUUCCAACACAAUGAGUGUUUUGUUAUAAUUUAAAUAGAAAACCUUUACUUGUACCGAAUGGUACGAAUGUGUAAACUUUAUAAGUUUUGUAAAUAAUUUUAUUUAUUAAGGUUUUGAA
Pieris brassicae (large cabbage white) is the source of this 1861-nucleotide messenger RNA. RefSeq lists its product as uncharacterized. The coding region runs from base 280 to 1290 and encodes 336 amino acids. The record is from RefSeq and is a predicted model, not a curated record. Lineage: Eukaryota; Metazoa; Arthropoda; Insecta; Lepidoptera; Pieridae. The transcript has 8 exons.